AUACCGUUCUUCCACGUCGGCAUCGGCCCGUACAUCGGCGCGUCGAUCGCGAUGCAGGUGAUGGUCGCCGUCGUCCCGUCGUUGAAGGAGCUCACGAAGGAUCCGAUCGGGCAGCAGACGGUGAAACAGUACACGCGGUACCUGACGUUCGUCGUCGCGAUAUUUCAGUCCAUCCUCACCGCGAACGAGCUGCGGCCGUACUACGUCGGCGGGCCGUUGAGCGGGUACUUUUGGCACGCGGUGCCCGCGUUCAUCUGCGGCGCGAUCGUCGUGACGUGGCUCGCGGACGAGAUGACCAACUACGGCUUGGGAAACGGCACCUCGAUGUUGAUCACGAUGAGCGUGUGCGGCGCGUACUUUAAAGCCGCGUCGUAUUACCUCACGUCGUACUUUGGGUCGAUCGCGAUCGCGCAAUUUAUGCCGUGGGUCCUCGCCGCGGUCGCGCUGACCGCGGGCUCCGUGCUCGUGCAGACGGGGACGUGUAAGGUGCCGCUGCUGUACUUUCAAGGGCCGUCCAUACCGGGGUUGCCGAGGGUCGUGCGAUCGGAGAUCGAUCACAUCCCGUUCAAGGUGAACCCGCUCGGGAUGCAGCCCGUGCUCGUGGCCGUGUUCUUGUGCGAAGGCAUGACGUGGCUCGCGGGCGUGAUGAACACGCCGGGGUGGUAUCAGGCCGCGUGCGCGUUUUUGUUUUCGCACGCGUCGUGGUUUUACUACGUCACCUUCUUCCUAAUCGUCUUCGGGUUCUCGUACCUGGACCUUCAAGACACGCCGAAGGAAGUGAGCGAGUACAUGGUGAAGAUAGGCGCGCGCGUGCCGAACGUCCGCCCUGGGGAGAAGACGAUCGAAUACUUGGGAGAGUUACAGAGCGGGUCGCGUUUUUUCGGAGGGAUCUUACUCGGCGCCGUCGCCGUGGCGUGCGCGUUCAUGGAUAACCUCAUGCGCGCGCGGUUCGGGACGAGCGUCGGGUUCACGUCGAUGCUGAUCGUGACGAGCACGAUCCUGCAGAUGAAGCGGCAGAUC
Micromonas pusilla CCMP1545 is the source of this 1020-nucleotide messenger RNA. Its product is annotated as type II secretory pathway family protein. Gene Ontology annotation, molecular function: transmembrane protein transporter activity; signal sequence receptor activity. Gene Ontology annotation, cellular component: chloroplast thylakoid membrane. Gene Ontology annotation, biological process: SRP-dependent cotranslational protein targeting to membrane, translocation. The transcript has a single exon. Lineage: Eukaryota; Viridiplantae; Chlorophyta; Mamiellophyceae; Mamiellales; Mamiellaceae. The annotation marks the transcript as partial. The record is from RefSeq and is a predicted model, not a curated record.